AAUCCUAAUGGUUACCAAGGCAACAUGACAAGUGACUUGGCAUGGAUCAUCAGAGCUUGUCUCUUUGUGUGCCUGUGGAGAGCCUGUCUGUGUGAAGGGUCUGACGGCAUGUAUAACGAAUAUUUGACAGAAAUGGUAGACCGUCUGCCAAAGGACUAUUUGUUCAGAGUGAACAAAAGUGAGGAAACAUUUGAAAGAGUUGCAAAAGCCCUUAGCUGGUUCUAUUGGGAGAACUGUGAGAAGGACUUUGAAUGCAAAGAUUACCCUGAAGACACAACAAAUUCUGCUGUAUGUUACUUACUGAACUGUCUGCAUGAGGAGGAACCUGAGUGUGUCUCCAAUGUCACAUACAGUCUAGCUGAGGUGGAGUUGGUCAGUGUGAAAGGCUUCAAGUGUCUGGUUGAAGAUGCAUUCAAUCACAAAUAUAAUUCAUCACAAGAACAAGAGGACGAAUGUGCUGAUGUUUUUGUUGAUGCAGUGAGAUGCCAAAAAGCAACUACACUUGAAACAUCAUCGAUCCCGCCCAAAACGUCAUCAUCAACAACACUACCACCAUUGUCAACAAUAUCAAACAGCGGCAACAUGGAGUCACAAGAGCAGCGAUUACAAAGGAAGGUCAUAUCAGUCAGUACGUUGUUAGCUAUCUCUCUGAUAGCUAAUGUCCUCCUCUUGGGUGUUGUCAUCUUGAUCUUGCGGACCCGGGGGAGACGCCAGCAUGAGGGCGUGUCUCUUGCAAUGCCUGAACUGACAGUAUUGAACGCAGUAGAGGUACAUCAUCUGAUGCAGAACGACAACGGAGAUGCUCUGCAGCACUGACCCCAUUCAGAGGAAUAAUCCAGCUCUCUUCCAUCUGCCACCAUUUUCCCCUCACUUUACCAGAUGACAACGGACAAAUAUAUAUCCUGAGCCAAAGAAAAGGAGCCAACAGUCCUCUCUUUCUCUCUCUCACUCUCACUCUCACUCUCACUCUCACUCUCACUCUCACUUCACACUUCACACUUCCAGGGCUGAGGCCACAACUCUUCUUCUCCUGCCACUGGCAUUCUGGAGUUACUGUUGCAGACAUGAAUAAAAGCUCCCCUUCUUGUGUUUUAAUGAGGAGAAUGGGAGAACUAAUAAAUGUCCGUCUGUCAAGAGUCUCUAAAAACAAGACUUGGAUUAAGGGAACACGGUGGUCUUGAAUGUCACCCCUUGCCUUCUGCUGUCCGUUCAGCCCAAAGAUAAUAUGUUCAUGGGAAUGGGAAGAAAACAGUGAGAUGAACAAUAAGAUGAACCCUUUAGGGGCAUACAUUAGAACUAAGAUGGGCCGAUAUUGAGUAUUAUUGUACUUUGCUGUAGUACAGUACUUUACGAACAAAACCUGCAUCCAUUCCUGACUGUGUUUGGAUGAUGUGGCUGUGUUACUUGAUGAAAGGGGAUUUUAUGACGCAGAGGGAAAGAAAAAUAUCAAAGGAGUAAAUCAGUAAAGAAUAAAAGAUGAAAGAAAUAAAGUGAAGGCCAUUUUAUGUACAAAGUGUGUAUAUAUUUAGAGUACUAGUCAAAUUUUGGACACACCUACU
Molecule: messenger RNA, 1559 nt
Organism: Salvelinus namaycush (lake trout)
Lineage: Eukaryota; Metazoa; Chordata; Actinopteri; Salmoniformes; Salmonidae
Exons: 12
Coding region: 25-816 (263 amino acids)
Source: RefSeq, a predicted model, not a curated record